CCCUACCCUACCCUUACCCUACCCACUACCCCACCCUUAACCCUAACCCACCCACUACCCCCACCCAACCCCCUACCCCUAGACCUUACCACCCCACCCCGACCAUACCCCUUACCCCACCCCACCUAUAACUUCCCGACCCUUACGAGUAGGUAUGGGUGGGUAUGAAGGGUUGUGGUGGAGUAUGGGUAGAGUGUAAGAUCGUGGUAAGGGUAGAGGUAGGGGUUAAGGGUGUGGAAUUGGAGAAUUGUGUGAAAAGAUUGAUGAACAUGUUUUCAAAUUUGAAAAUGGAAAACUAAAAAAUAGAAACAGAAAAUUGGAGAGAGAAAAACUGAAAAAUAAAAACAAAAAAUUGGAGAACGAAAAACAGAAGUAGAAAACAGGAAAAUAUCUCUGUUAGUAAACAGGCCCUUAAUUUUGCUUCUUUAACUAAAGAAAUUAGGGAAAGUCCCGAAAUGGGACUAAAAAAGUUUGAAAUUCCAAAAUAGGACUGUCAUGUUUUUAUUCCCAAAAUAGGACUAAUUACUGCCAAAUUUGGAAAAUACUGCCAUGUUUGAAGUUUGGUACUGCCAAAACAUGACAGUAAUUAGUCAUUUUGGGAAUAAAAACAUGGAAGUCCUAUUUUGCAAUUUCCAAACUUUUUUAGUUUGGAAAUAAUGAAAUAAUGAUGACCAUAUGAUAGGUUAGAUAGUCUUUCUGCUAAGUUUUAAGUCUAUCUUCUUCCUCUCAAUUUCUCCUUGCAUAAUACAGAGUAGUACUAUCCGGAGCGUAGGCUGCGUAGCAGAUGAAGAGAGUCGUGGAAGCUGCUAAAAGCGUUGAGCCUUGAAUGUCAUCUUCCUUGGUCGGUUACGGGUGAUUGUAAUGAUCUCAUGUUCGCGAUGGAGAAGAGGGGGUGAGCCGGCGAGUUCCUCACCCCUUGGUUAUUGAAUGAUUUUCUUGAGACCGUUUGAGCUUGUGGAUUAUCAAAUUUUCUUUUAAGGAUACCAGUUUACAUGGGAACGGUGGGGAGGCUCUGUAAAUUGGCCGGGUGAAGGAAAAAUUAGACGGGAUUUUGGUUUCAGGUGACUGUUUGGAUAUGUUUGGGGAGGCGGCGGCCGAUUCCCUAGAAGGUGCGCCCAAUGAUCAUUUGGCUCUUUUUAUUAGGUUGUGUCCGGCUAGAGGGGUUAAUCGCAAGAGGAGGUUGAAAUUUGAGAAACUCUGGCUUAGAGAGGAGGAUUUUCGAGAGGCGAUAGUUAGGAGCUGGAAUUUGGAUGGGCAGGGAGCACUCGUCUCUCAACUGGAGAUCGACUUGUGGAAAGGAAGUUAGCUUUUGAGGUAAAUGCAGGUUUAAUGGUCUUGGCAAGUGGAUUGGUUUUUGUAAGAAAAUGCAAGAUUAUCUCUGACCACAAUCUGAAUCUUGGGGGUUGGCAGAGUUUCAGAGGGACAAUCUUGAUUACUCCUUAUUUCAGGUGGAAAAGAAGAUUGAAGAUUAUCUCAAUAGGAAGCUUUUGCGCCCGAUCCGAGUGGAGGUGGUCAGGGACGUAGUGCUAUCUAUGCAUCCAGAUAAAUCACCGGGGCUAGACGGGAUGAGUGUAGGUUUUUACAGCACUUAUGGGAUGUUAUUGGGCCAGAAGUAGUGGAGUUUUGUAUGAGUGCUUUUAAAUCCAUGUGUUUACUUGACAAAAUAAAUAAUACUAAUAUUGUUCUAAUUCCCAAGGAGAGGCCGGAAGUGUUAGGCGAUUGGUGGCCGAUUUCAUUGUGUAAUGUCAUUUAUAAUUGUUUUGUUAAAGUGUUGCCUAACAGGAUAAAGGGCUUAUUGCAUGAAUGUAUUUGGGAGGGUCAAAGUGCUUUUGUUCAUAAUCGAUCCAUUAUUGAUAACAUUCUUAUUGCCUCUGAGUCUCACCAUUUUUUGAAAGAAAAGAUGCAAGACAAAAUGGGUUAUGUGGGCUAAAAGUUGGACAUGAGCAAGGCAUUCGAUAGGGUUGAAUGGGAUUUUUGGAAGCUAUGUUACUAUCACUGGGUUUUUCAGAUAGGUGGACACGAUUGGUGAUGGAAUGUGUCAGUUCUGUCUCCUAUAUGAUUCCCUUUGUUGACAUGGAUAUGGGACCCAUAACUUCAUCUAGGGGUUUGCAUCAAGAUGAUAAGACUUUUAUUCUUCGAGGCAUCACAUGAUGAGGCUAAAGUAGUUCAUGAAGUCCUGAAUGUUUAUGAGAAAGCCUCGGGCCAGGUAAUUAAUUUUAAUAAAUCUAAGGUUGCUUUUAGUUCAAAUAUGAGUAGUAGUUACCGGGAAGGUGAUAGGGCCCUGGGCUAUAGAAAAUAUUAAUAGUAGUAAUAGAUUUAUAUUAAAUAAGUGUGGUAAUGUGUAAAACAGAUUUUGGGCCAUGUCAUAAAAUAUGGGCUGGCCCGUUAGAAUAUAAUUACUAUAUAGGAGUGGGAAGGAGGGAAUAAGGAGUUAGGCAGAAAUCAGAUUUGGGACUACGGUCUUGGGAGUGCUGGAGACUACUCGAAGUGUCUCCAUUGUAUCGUUAUCCUUUCAGUUCGUCAAUUCCAUCUUUAAUUCUACUUCACUUUACUGUCAGUUUGUUGUAUAUCUAUCAAUGGUAUCAGAGCAAUCUCUUCCUGGAGGCAGAGAAUCGGAAUCAUCGAUCAUCUCAGAGCAACAACAAUCUGUAACAAUGGAGGAAGUCUAUAUGACUCCCCGAAUGGAGAAGAGUUUUGACAAUAUGGAAGGAAUUAUAGAGGAGAUGAAAGCAGAGGUGAAAGAUCACUGUUCAGCAAUAAAGAAAAUGGCGGCAAACAUGGCGGUAUCUAUUGCCGCGAUGAGCGAACAGCUUCGAUCUCGACGUCGGCCUUCUGAAUCGCGAUCUGCGCAGGUCUCUUCUCCUCACCGAUCGACUUUGCCAGCCAGUUUCCCCAGAUCGCAAUCGCGAUUUUCUUCUUCGGAAUCGCUAACUUCAUCAUCGUGGCCGUUGCCAUCGCCAUCGCCAAUCCCUUCUACUCGUUCACAGAUGUCUAUUCAAUCGCCAGCACAGCCUUCCACUUCGCCCGUCGAUUCUCACCUUUCUCCUUACAGUUCAUCAUCGCAAGUUGACUCCCUCAGUUGUUCGCAGGUUUCCUGGCCAAAAUCUUCUUCCAGUUUACUAUCUUCUCCACAAGUUGUUUCUCCAAUUUUACAGACUUCAUCGCAAACUUUAGUUUCCAGUUCGCAGAUGUCGUCUCAGUGGCUGACAUCGUUUCGUAGGUCCCUGAAUUCAAAGCUAUUGUCUCCAUCCAGCUCACAGUCUCGAACGGCUCCUCUCAGUGCUCAAGUUUCCUCUCCAGGGACUGCCUUGCUGAAAAUGAAUUCUGAGUUGAAGCCGGCUGAACCAUCUAUCAUGGAACCAGCUCCAGAUGUUUAUCCAAUUCAUCAUGAAGGUUCAAAAACCCCUGAGAGGGAUACAGAUGGAAUUCGUGCAUGCAAAGUGAAGGAUCAACCCUCAAGGAAACUAGAGGAGGGAAAAGUCACAGAUAAAACUCAGGAAAAGAGGAUUCAAGCACUGGCAUGGAAAUCAGAUCAUGAUGAGAUGACUAUUGGGCCUGAUGUUUUUGUCCCUCCAACUGGGCUCAAUCCUUUAAUGUAUCAGUCACAGUCCUUUCUACCUGGGACAGGAAUUGGUGCAUUCUCACUAGGAACUGUUUCUCCAAAGCCGGGGCAAUCUGCUCCUAGAGUUCCUAAUGGUGAAGGUUCUAAGGAGUUGAUUGCAAGUACCACAUUUUCAGCUAUCUAUGGCAUUCCUUACACGUUUCUGGAGACAAAGGAUGAUUAUAUUCAACCCACAGGACGACCACCAGAUAAUCCGGAAGGCGCAGAAAAUGUUGAGGCCAAUUCCAGCUCAUUUUCAAAGCCUACUUUGCUCGAAGAAACAAGUGUUGAAGUUGCACAGGGCCUAAGCGAGGUAUUGAUGAAAUCUGUAUUGGUUGGUGGCAGUUUGUUAGUUGUUGAUCUGAUAACUGCAGAUCUUAAAACUUCAGAUAGAACUGUAUUAUCAACUCAUAUUGAUUCAGCCAGUAUGAUUCCAAGUCUAUUACACAUGGAUUGCGAGAAAAGAAGGUUGGGUGGGGUAGCAAAAGCCAUUGCACUAGGUGGACAUGCUUCCUUUCAAGAUGAAGUCACUGCAUCUAUUGGGCUUGAUAUUAAGCAUAAACUGGCUAUAGCUUUAUGGAAUAUUACAGGAAUUGGUGAAGGUUGUGUGGGGGGCAAUUGGCAGGUUAGAGCUGAAGUAAGACAUGUAGCUCUUGCAUCCUCUACAAAAUUAGUUGGUUUGGCGGGUGAUGAUUCAAACGGUAGGAACCGGGAUAUUGGUCAUGAUUCACUCUUACCAAUGCUAGGACAGUUAAAUGAGCCUGAAAAGCUUUCCAUGAUGAGAAACGCUACAUGGAAUUUGUUAAACUUCUGUCUAGGCAAGCCACCAACACCAUUUGCCCUAAUCAAAGUUGUAUUGCCAGUCCUUCAGCCAUUCAUCCAUAUGAGAGAAGAAGAAGUUUGGAAUGAAGUUUGCUGGCUAACAUCUAAUAUCACUGCUGGGAGUAGAUAUCAGAUAAAGCCAAGGAUUGAGACAUAUAUCAUUACUCCUUUGGUACACCUCUUUCAAAAUGAAGAAGUUGACAUCAAGGAAGAAGCUGCAAAUGCUAUCCAUAAGGCCACAUCAGGAGGCUCUCAUAAUCAGAUUAGGUGCUGGGCAAGUAACGGCUGCAUUAAGAUGCUCUCUAAUCUCUUCUUCUGUCAAGAUCCAAGAAUUGUUACUGCAUACCUGGAAGGUCUGGAGAACAUUUGGAAAGUAGAACAAGGGGACAAAGUAGUUGGGCUGAAUAGUGGGGUCAAAUUAUAUGUGCAGAUGGCUGACAAUUUUGAAGGACUAGACAAGACUGCUAAUUUCCAGAUUCGGGACAACAAUGAGCUCUAUGAAAAGGCUGGGAAGACCUUAGAAAAAUGCUGGUCUGAGGAAGUGAGGAGGAAGGGUCAAGUGCUGAAGCUAAAGAUACAAAAAUCAACAAUGUAUUGGGAAGGGAGAGGUGCCAGGAUGAAGAUGAAGUGGAAGAUCAAGGCUGUCUCUUAUCACCCACCUUGAGGACAAGGUGGUUUUUCAAGGGGGGAGAUAUGAUAGGGCCCUGGGCUAUAGAAAAUAUUAAUAGUAGUAAUAGAUUUAUAUUAAAUAAGUGUGGUAAUGUGUAAAACAGAUUUUGGGCCAUGUCAUAAAAUAUGGGCUGGCCCGUUAGAAUAUAAUUACUAUAUAGGAGUGGGAAGGAGGGAAUAAGGAGUUAGGCAGAAAUCAGAUUUGGGACUACGGUCUUGGGAGUGCUGGAGACUACUCGAAGUGUCUCCAUUGUAUCGUUAUCCUUUCAGUUCGUCAAUUCCAUCUUUAAUUCUACUUCACUUUACUGUCAGUUUGUUGUAUAUCUAUCAGAAGGUUUGUCUGAAAUCUUGGGGUAGGGAUGGUAGAUGGUGAGGAGCAUUAUUUGUGGCUAGCAACUGCGGUGGAGAAAAGUAAAAAUGAUAUUCUAUGUUUUUUUAAGCAGCGGGUGGUGAAAAUUUUGCAAUGCUGGAAUAAUGGAUUAUUUUCUAGAGCAGGGUGAGAAGUUCUUCUAAAAACAAUGAUUGAAUCAUUCCCAACCUAUGUAAGGAGAUUGAAAUACUAAUGAAUGACUACCGCAGGAAUGAGGUCUCAGACAAAGGGAUAAGGUGGACUGAUUGCAAGGGUUUGUGUAAACAAAAAAAGUUGAGGGUUUGGCCUUUAAAAGAAUUAGGGAUAUUAGGGAGUUUAAUCUAUCUAUGCUUAGUAAGAAAGUGUGGAGGUUAAUGAUUGAGGAAUACUUUCUCAUGGGUAGAUUUAAAGCAAGAUACUAUCUGAAUGGGUUCUUUCUUACCGUUAAACUUUGGUCCAACCCUUCCGAUGUUUGGAGGAGUUUAUUUGAACUUAAAAUAUUCUAAAGGAGGAUUAUAAGUGGAGAGUAGGGAAUGGAAAGUCCAUUAAUAUUUGGACUGAUCGAACCUUAGUUACCUGAUGAGGUUAAUCCUAACAUCCAGACCUAUGCUCAGGGUUUAGAUGAGACAUCAGUGGCGGGUUUAAUUAGUAAUUCAUGUGGGAGUUGGGAUGGCGACAUUCUUGCCAAUUUUUUUACUAGAGAGAUGAGUCGUUGAUCUCUAGUAUUCUUUUGAGUAAGAGGGUUGUAUUGGAAAGAUUGUAUUGGAGGUGGGAAAAAGAAAAGAAAUUUCUCAGUUAUGAGCUGUUAUAGAAGACCAGUGGGAGAAUUUCUAGAGGAUGAGUGGAUGGGGUGGACGGUUGUGUGGGGGAGUACAGAUGUUGGGUUGGCUGUGUGGAGGAAGCUGGAAUAAGAGAAAUAGAAAUUGAACACAGGUGCAGCGGUAAGAGGUGAAGUACGUGGUUUAGGGUAGGUAGUUCGCGACCCCGAUGAGGUCUUCAUUGGAGGUGUGGCGAAACCGUGGUAUGGAAAGUGUACUCCUCUUGAAACAUAAUUGUUUUGUAUUAGAGAAGCCUUGAAUUAACGUAAGGAACGAGGAUGAGACUUCUUGGAUUUUGAAUCUAAUGCUUUGCAGGCAAUUAGUGAGCUAAAGAAGGGUGGUGAUGCUAGUACUUGUGAUCUUCUUGCGGAUGAUAUUAGAGAAAUUGGGACUGGUUUAACUUAUAUUUCUUUCUCCCAUGUCAGACAUCUAGGAUUAAUACUCUUCAUUUGUUGGCUGGGGCGGCCGAUGCUUUGUCUUAUUGUCGAGUUUGGUCGUAUUCCCCUCCUGGUUGUAUUUUUCAUGUAUUGGACAAUGACUUUUUGAAUAGAUUUUGAUUCUAUUUUUCUCAAAAAAAAUACUGAGCAGUACUUAUUUAAUGGUGAUUAUAUGCUAUUCUCACAA
Cuscuta epithymum is the source of this 6883-nucleotide messenger RNA. NCBI's taxonomy places the organism in Eukaryota, Viridiplantae, Streptophyta, Magnoliopsida, Solanales, Convolvulaceae. The record is from the annotation of a GenBank genome assembly.